ACAUGGUGCAUUAUGGCCACUCUAACCAGCUGCGCCAGGCACGGGCCAUGGGCGACUACCUCAUCGUGGGUGUGCACACCGAUGAGGAGAUCUCCAAGCACAAGGGGCCCCCGGUGUUCACUCAGGAGGAGAGGUACAAGAUGGUGCAGGCCAUCAAGUGGGUAGACGAGGUGGUGCCGGCGGCUCCCUAUGUUACCACGCUGGAGACACUGGACAAGUACAGCUGCGACUUCUGUGUCCAUGGCAAUGACAUCACACUGACCGUAGAUGGCCGUGACACCUACGAGGAAGUGAAGCAGGCUGGGAGGUACAGAGAGUGCCAGCGCACCCAGGGCGUGUCCACCACGGACCUCGUGGGCCGCAUGUUGCUGGUGACCAAGGCCCAUCACAGCGGUCACGAGAUAUCCUCUGAGUACCGGGAAUAUGCAGACAGCUUUGGUAAGCCCCCUCACCUGACACCCGCCAGGGAGACACUGUCCCAGAGCGCUCUCGGCUUCCAGUGCCCUGGGGGGCGGAACCCCUGGACAGGGGUAUCGCAGUUUCUGCAGACGUCUCAGAAGAUCAUCCAGUUUGCUUCUGGGAAGGAACCUCAGCCAGGGGAGACGGUCAUCUACGUGGCCGGCGCCUUCGACCUGUUCCACAUCGGCCACGUGGACUUCCUGGAGAAGGUGCACGGCCUGGCAGAGAGGCCAUACGUCAUCGCCGGCUUGCACUUUGACCAGGAGGUCAACCACUACAAGGGGAAGAACUACCCCAUCAUGAACCUGCACGAGCGGACCCUGAGCGUGCUGGCUUGCCGGUAUGUGUCAGAAGUGGUGAUCGGGGCCCCCUAUGCGGUCACAGCAGAGCUCCUGGACCACUUCAAGGUGGACCUGGUAUGUCACGGGAAGACGGAAAUCGUGCCUGACAAGGACGGCUCAGAUCCUUACCAGGAGCCUAAGAGAAGGGGCAUCUUCUGUCAGAUCGACAGCGGGAGUGACCUUACCACGGACCUCAUCGUCCAGCGCAUCAUCAAGAACAGGCUAGAGUACGAGGCCCGGAACCAGAAGAAAGAGGCCAAGGAGCUGGCUUUCCUGGAGGCCAGGAGGCGGCAGGAGGUACAGCGUGAGAGGGAGAGCGACUGUGACUUCUGAGCAGAGGGAGGUCACGAGCGUGCCCACGGGCCAGCCCCCUCCCUGCCCUGCUUCCCACACCUUGAGAGAUUGGUUCCCACGGUUUUUAACAAAGCUGCAGUGCUUCCUCUCUACCUGGCCUGCUCUCGGAGGAUGCUGCCCCCUCCGCACCAGCACGGGGGAGCAGCCCAGUGGGCGGGAUGAGCAGCGGGCACCUUCAGCCAGAGGGGCGCCACCCUGUGUGCUGGUGAAGGCCCAGCUUCUGCUCUCCCCCGCCCCCGCCAAGCCCCUGCAGACCCAGGACACCCCUACCGCCUGGCACUUUCUGCCUUCCCGGCCUUGUUGGAAGCCAGCUUCAGGGGAGCAGUGACCUGAAGGGGGCACCCCCUUUCCUCCUCAGGGCACAGACCAUGCCGCCUCCCGUGUGGGCUCCCUGGUGCCCUGGGCCUGGCUCUUGGGCACCGUGCCCCCCACUUCCCGGGCCAGCCUUGCUGCUCUCCCCACAGACUGUUCUCGAUUUUGUAUCUGACUGGCUGGUGUACAACCAAAUAAACCCGGU
This is a messenger RNA of Neomonachus schauinslandi (Hawaiian monk seal), 1671 nucleotides long. It is a transcript of the gene PCYT2, whose product is annotated as phosphate cytidylyltransferase 2, ethanolamine. Lineage: Eukaryota; Metazoa; Chordata; Mammalia; Carnivora; Phocidae. The record is from RefSeq and is a predicted model, not a curated record. The transcript has 13 exons. The coding region runs from base 3 to 1133 and encodes 376 amino acids. Gene Ontology annotation, cellular component: cytoplasm. Gene Ontology annotation, molecular function: ethanolamine-phosphate cytidylyltransferase activity. Gene Ontology annotation, biological process: phosphatidylethanolamine biosynthetic process.